AUCAAGUGUUAAGCCCAACUGUGUUUCCAUGGCCGUUCCCUGAUGGCUUCCCUGGAGGCUUCCCCAAGAACUCAUACUGGGGACCCAGCACACAAUCCUUCUCUUUCACUUGUUCCUUUAGGAGUGUUUUAUACCCAGCGUCAAGAUGGGUAAGACCCGUGGUAUGGGAGCUGGGCGCAAGCUCAGGGUGCACCGCCGUGAGGAGCGCUGGGCUGAUAAGGACUACAACAAGAGCCACCUGGGCUCUGAGUGGAAGAAGCCUUUCGCCGGCGCCUCGCACGCCAAGGGCAUCGUGCUGGAGAAGAUUGGCAUUGAGGCGAAGCAGCCCAACUCUGCCAUUCGCAAGUGCGCUCGUGUGCAGCUGAUCAAGAACGGCAAGAAGAUUGCGGCUUUCGUCCCCAUGGAUGGUUGCCUUAACUUCAUCGAGGAGAACGAUGAGGUUCUCAUUGCCGGUUUCGGUCGCCGCGGCCACGCCGUCGGUGAUAUUCCCGGUGUCCGCUUCAAGGUCGUCAAGGUGUCGGGUGUGUCCCUGCUGGCGCUCUUCAAGGGCAAGAAGGAGAAGCCCCGGUCGUAAUCGACCAGGCUGCAUGUCGGAGCAGCAGCUGCGCCCACGGUUGCUGUAACGCUUGGUACACGUG
Molecule: messenger RNA, 638 nt
Organism: Astrephomene gubernaculifera
Lineage: Eukaryota; Viridiplantae; Chlorophyta; Chlorophyceae; Chlamydomonadales; Astrephomenaceae
Source: the annotation of a GenBank genome assembly